Messenger RNA from Lethenteron reissneri (Far Eastern brook lamprey), 4403 nucleotides. RefSeq names its product zinc finger protein ZFP2-like. Gene Ontology annotation, biological process: regulation of immune system process; negative regulation of transcription by RNA polymerase II; regulation of cytokine production. Gene Ontology annotation, molecular function: RNA polymerase II cis-regulatory region sequence-specific DNA binding; DNA-binding transcription repressor activity, RNA polymerase II-specific. Lineage: Eukaryota; Metazoa; Chordata; Hyperoartia; Petromyzontiformes; Petromyzontidae. The record is from RefSeq and is a predicted model, not a curated record. Gene Ontology annotation, cellular component: nucleoplasm.
CGCGUGACGUCACGAGGGACCAGGAAGUUGCCGCUCCGCCCGUGAACUGAAAUCCGAGCUGUCGCUGCCUCUGUCGCUUCAUCUGCCGAAUUUGUCUGAUGGAGCAAAGGCACUCGGCGAAGCUCGGUACGACAAGGCAACAAUGCGACCGGUGUGCAUACAGCACGGAUCAUCCUGGAAAAUUGACACGGCACCAGAGAACUCACACACGAGAGAAACCCUUCAAGUGCAGUGUGUGUGGGAAGCCGUUUGCACAUUCAUCUAUUCUUGUAAUACACCAGAGAACACACACGGGAGAGAAACCUUUCAAGUGCAGUGUGUGUGGGAAGGUGUUUGCACAGUUAUCUACUCUUGUAGCACACCAGAAAACACACACGGGAGAGAAACCCUUCAAGUGCAGUGUGUGUGGGAAGGCGUUUUCAAAGUCAUGUGCUCUUAAAAAACACCAGAGAACACACACGGGAGAGAAACCCUUCCAGUGCAGAGUGUGCGGGAAGGCGUUUGCACAGUCAUUUGCUCUUGUAGCACACCAGAGAACACACACGGGAGAGAAACCCUUCAAGUGCACUGUGUGUGGGAAGGCGUUUUCAAAGUCAUCUGCUCUUCAAAGACACCAUAGAACACACACGGGAGAGAAACCCUUCAAGUGCACUGUGUGUGGGAAGGCGUUUGCACAUUCAUCUGCUCUUGUAAUACACCAGAGAACACACACGGGAGAGAAACCCUUCAAGUGCAGUUUGUGUGGGAAGGCGUUUUCAGAUCCAUCUGCUCUUCAUGUCCACCAGAGAAGACACACGGGAGACAAACCCUUCAAGUGCAGUGUGUGUGGGGAGGCGUUUGCACAGUCAUCUGCUCUUGAAAGACACCAGAGAACACACAUGGGAGAGAAACCCUUCAAGUGCACUGUGUGUGGGAAGGCUUUUGCACAUUCAUCUGCUCUUGAAAGACACCAGAGAACACACACGGGAGAGAAACCCUUCAAGUGCAGUGUGUGUGGGAAGGUGUUUGCACAGUCAUCAAAUUUUACACAGCACCAGAGAACUCACACUGGAAAGAAACCCUUCAAGUGCAGUGUGUGUGGGAAGGCGUUUGCAGAGUCAUCUACUCUUCAUGUACACCAGAGAACACACACGGGAGAGAGACCCUUCAGGUGCAUUGUGUGUGGAAAGGCGUUUACACGUUCAUCUCAUCUUGUAGCACACCAGAGAACACACACGGGAGAGAAACCCUUCAAGUGCAGUGUGUGUGGGAAGGCGUUUGCAGAGUCAUCUACUCUUGUAGCACACCAGAGAAUGCACACGGGAGAGAAACCUUUCAAGUGCAGUGUGUGUGGGAAGGCGUUUUCACAGUCAUCUACUCUUGUAGCACACCAGAGAACACACACGGGAGAGAAACCCUUCAAGUGCAGUGUGUGUGGGAAGGCGUUUGCACAUUUAUAUACUCUUAUAACGCACCAGAGAACUCACACGGGAGAGAAACCCUUCAAGUGCAGUGUGUGUGGCAAGGCGUUUUCACAGUCAGCUAAUCUUGUAGCACACCAGAGAACACACACGAGAGAUAAACCUUUCAAGUGCAGUGUGUGUGGGAAGGUGUUUGCACAGUCAUCUGUUUUUAAAAAACACCAGAAAACACACACGGGAGAGAAAUCCUUCAGAUGCACUCCGUGCGGGAAGGCAUUUUCAGAUUCAUCUUCUCUUCAUGUACACCAGAGACCACACACGGUAGAGAGACCCUUCAGGUGCAUUGUGUGUGGAAAGGCGUUUACACAUUCAUCUCAUCUUGUAGCACACCAGAGAACACACACGGGAGAGAAACCCUUCAAGUGCAGUGUGUGUGGGAAGGCGUUUUUACUUUCAUCUCAUCUUGUAGCACACAAGAGAAUACACACGGGAGAGAAACCCUUCAAGUGCAGUGUGUGUGGGAAGGCGUUUGCAGAGUCAUCUACUCUUGUAGCACACCAGAGAAUGCACACGGGAGAGAAACCUUUCAAGUGCAGUGUGUGUGGGAAGGCGUUUUCACAGUCAUCUACUCUUGUAGCACACCAGAGAACACACACGGGAGAGAAACCCUUCAAGUGCGGUGUGUGUGGGAAGGCGUUUUCACAGUCAGCUAAUCUUGUAGCACACCAGAGAACACACACAGGAGAGAAACCCUUCAAGUGCAGUGUGUGUGGGAAGGCGUUUUCACAGUCAAUUAAUCUUGUAGCACACCAGAGAACACACACAGGAGAGAAACCCUUCAAGUGCAAUGUGUGUGGGAAGUUGUUUUCACAUUCAUGUUCUCUUGUAGCACACCAGAGAACACACACGGGAGAGAAACCCUUCAAGUGCAGUGUGUGUGGGAAGGCGUUUGCACAUUCAUCUGCUCUUCAUGCACACCAGAGAACACACACGGGAGAGAAACCCUUCAAGUGCAGUGUGUGUGGGAAGGCGUUUUCACAGUCAGCUAAUCUUGUAGCACACCAGAGAACACACACGAGAGAGAAACCUUUCAAGUGCAGUGUGUGUAGGAAGGCAUUUUCACAGUCAGCUAAUCUUGUAGCACACCAGAGAACACACACGAGAGAGAAACCUUUCAAGUGCAGUGUGUGUGGGAAGGUGUUUGCACAGUCAUCUGUUUUAAAAAAACACCAGAAAACACACACGGGAGAGAAAUCCUUCAGAUGCACUCCGUGCAGGAAGGCAUUUUCAGAUUCAUCUCUUCAUGUACACCAGAGAACACACAUGGGAGAGAACCCCUUCAAGUGCAGUGUGUGUGUGAAGGCGUUUGCACAGUCAUCUGCUCUUCAAAGACACCAGAGAACACACAAGCAUCAGAAGAUCCACAAGGAGUGGAGUCUGAAAUCAGCUUGUGAAAGUCAAAGUGCCGCAAUGAUCUCAUCCCUCAUCAAACAAGAACGGGAAGAAAAUCCCAGCUUGGACGCUUUUAAAAGUGUCAAGGUGAAAUAUGAAGAAGUGAUGGUGAAGAGUGAAGAAGUGAUGGUGAAGAGCGAAGAAGUGAAGGUAAAAUGUGAAGAUGAAGAGUCAACUCCAAAAUCUGACCUUCACAUCGAUGGAGGCAACGUGAAGCAGGAGGAGAAUUCUGACUGUGAGGCAGAGCGAGGCAACUCCCAGCAGUUUGUGGAAGUGGAGGUGUGGGUGGACUUCCUCCGAGACAAUACAAAGUCAAAUUGAGACCCGGUAGAUGUGUUAGCUUGAGACGAUGUCGCUGCAAUAGAUGCACCUUUGUCACAGGCUCUUAAUGACAAGAAUGUGAAGUUGAACACUCAAUUCCUAGGUUCAACCUGCAGAGUAAGAGCAGCAAGCCUGUGUGGACCUGUGGGUUGGGUAGAUCUCUAACCAGGAGCGAAUGCCAAUAAGCUCCCAAGCAUACACAGAGUUAUCAAUUGCAUUUAUAUGGUGCUUGCUUAAUCGCCUCGGCAACUCGGAGUUUUGCAUCGUAUCUCGUUUCAAACACUCGAAGAGCAUCCCCAGGUAGCAGCUGCCCCUAUGUGGCACAAGGUGGUGGCCGUGCACCGGCCUGCAUGUGGACAAGAGCCUGUCAGUAGGAGGCGAUGGUUGAUGUGGCAUCUUAGUUGUGGAGUUUGUAGGUAAUGUUUAGAAUUUCAUCAAUUUUGACCCUGAUGCCAGCAUGCAAUGGCCUACUCGUUUUGAAUGGUGCAUUAGUAUGUUGUACAUACACUGUUAAGCAGACGGUGCGUAUUUUUUUAAUUAGCUUCUUGUUAAUAGGAUGUAACCUAAUGCAGUAUAUUUCAGUGCAGUAAUUCAAUUUUGUUAAUAUGCCUGUCAAUAAUUUAGAAUGAAUACUUGUUUGAUGGUGUGCGUACAUGUACCAUUUGGUCUAUAAGGGUCAAACAUUGAAUAAGUGAUGUUAGGACAAAGUGUUUGUUUUGCAAGUAACCUGUACAGAUCACUCAGGUGAGACUCAUAGUUCUUGUGAUACAGGUCAAAGGGUACUUUUGUGUUUUCAGGUAGCGUCUGCCUUUGGAGCAACUCAUUGUCUUUGAAAUAGGGAGCACACUCGGAUCAUUCAUCAUUUACAAGGCAUACCACUCAAAAGUUACACGUAGAGGAGAUACAUUCUCAACAACACGAAUUAUAAUUUUGUAUUACGUGUUGACGUAGAUUUUGUCGAAUUAGGACGAGAAAUGGUCCUCGCCGAUUAACGUCUGGAUGUUCACAACCAUGGGGUUGAAGCAAGCCUGACCGCCUGCGGUGCCCCUCACAACCAUUUACGGCCUUGGGCCAGGAAAGUCACGAAAAAAAUUCACACGAACGACACAUCCACGCAAGCACCCGAUGCUCCGUUUAGAAUUUUUAAAAUGAAACAACUUUGAAUUGUAUUAUUUUUUAAUUAGAUAAUUUUAUUUCUUCAUUAAAGCUUAUGUCAUUUUACAUCUGGAA